AUGACUGAAAAACCUUGGAACGAAGGCCAAACAGACACCCGCAGAGCCAGACUAUGGCAACGACAGGAAGAGAUAGAAGAAACGUUGCAGAAAAAUCUCAACCACACUUUAGUCACAGCUGUUCAUCUUCUCGUUAAUCAGCCAUCAGCCGAACAAAGAUUGAGCGAACAAAAUUUUCACAACAAACACAAAAUAUUUGUACAUCGCAUCAACGCCUUGCCGAAAUACAGAGAUUUUUUCGAUUACGUAAACGACAGGCUCCAAAAUCAGCUUGUGGUUAUGAUGAAUAUGGAUAUUUAUAUUGGCGAAGGAUUUGAAAUGGUAAAUAAAACUUUUCUGGUAAAAAGUAAUAAAGCUUACGUUUUAACACGCCAUGGACGUCUGGAAAAAAAAUGCAACAUGGGCGGAAAACGCGGAUAUUGUGGAGCAAACUAUAUUCGUUCACACGAUGCCUAUAUUUUUGUGCUUACACAACCUUUAGACGAGUCUGUUCUGGCGGAGUUGGAUUAUGAUAUGAAUGUCCUUGGGGCGGAAAACAGACUGAUUUGGGUAUUAAGAAACCGGGUGAAAAAGAGACUUCUCAAUCCGUGUGAACACUUAAAGACAUACCACAACCACUGUGUUGAUAUACAUGGUAGUGUAAGACCACGAAUAGAUAAGGGUGGGUAUAAAGGUGGUGGGGUGGAACCUAGUGGGUUAUAG
Paramuricea clavata is the source of this 702-nucleotide messenger RNA. NCBI's taxonomy places the organism in Eukaryota, Metazoa, Cnidaria, Anthozoa, Malacalcyonacea, Plexauridae. The record is from the annotation of a GenBank genome assembly.